Messenger RNA from Anguilla rostrata (American eel), 2997 nucleotides. RefSeq names its product solute carrier family 39 member 13 (gene slc39a13). Bases 232 to 1392 code for a protein of 386 amino acids. Gene Ontology annotation, molecular function: zinc ion transmembrane transporter activity. The transcript is spliced from 10 exons. The record is from RefSeq and is a predicted model, not a curated record. Gene Ontology annotation, cellular component: membrane. NCBI's taxonomy places the organism in Eukaryota, Metazoa, Chordata, Actinopteri, Anguilliformes, Anguillidae. Gene Ontology annotation, biological process: intracellular zinc ion homeostasis; zinc ion transmembrane transport.
CCGAAAGUCAUCUCAAACAAGCCUAAUGCGCUUUCGGCCGAUGAGACGUGAGACGUGGCCACUGUGGGAUGUACGUGUAAAACCUCUCUGCCGCAUCAGCUGAAGCGUCCAGCUCAGCUGCGCUGAAACUCGGGGCUGGAUGGCAGGGACUGUCUGGAGUAAAAACUGCAGGGAUCUCCGCUGGUGUCCUGGCCUGCCUUGGUUGCGAUCUCUGCACAGCCUGGAAGAGAGAUGAGAGUGCGAGCUUGGAGGCCCGGUUGGGGUUUAGCUGUGUUGCUCAGUGGCACGGCCCUGCUGUAUGUGUCCUCUGGGGUUUCCAGCCACAGACCCAACGCCAAAAAGAUGUCUCAGGCCACUGUGAUGCAGGCCGCAGCAGCGAGAACAGGGACCUGGUGCACGGAAGAGCUUUUGAGCUUCCGGGUGCUCUCAGAGCUCUUUGUGUGGGAGAGGGCCGACAUCUGGCUCUUCUCCCUCGUAGGCUCCAUCAUCGUGGGGCUCAGUGGGAUCUUCCCCCUGCUUGUCAUCCCCAUCGAAGCUGGGGCUGCCCUGAAAACAGAAGCUGGGUGCCGGAGGUUGAAGCAGCUCCUGAGUUUUGCCAUUGGUGGUCUUCUGGGAGAUGUCUUCCUUCACCUCCUUCCUGAGGCCUGGGCCUACUCCUGCAAACCAGGGGGGAGCCAUCAGCAUCACAAGACCCAAGGUCUGUGGGUGAUCCUGGGCAUGCUGUCCUUCCUAAUUCUCGAGAAGAUGUUCCCAGAUGAGGAUCGCCAGGAUGAUGCCAGGACCCAGUGCUCCUCUAUCUCUGCAUGCACAGUAGUAAAUACACAUUCAAAGACCAGCUGUGGACAGAUGAGCAGUCCUCAAGAGAUGUGGCUGGCCUGCAGCAAUGGUCACUCGACUGAAAAACCAAAGAUCCCUUCACAUCAAGAGACGGGGAAAAUUAAGACCAGUGGAUAUUUGAACCUCCUGGCAAACUGCAUUGACAACUUCACUCAUGGACUGGCAGUGACUGGCAGCUUCCUGGUUAGCAGAAAAGUAGGUUUCCUAACAACCUUUGCCAUUCUCCUCCACGAAAUUCCUCACGAGGUCGGGGAUUUUGCCAUUCUACUGAGGGCUGGCUUUGACCGGUGGAGUGCUGCCAAAAUGCAGCUGUCCACUGCCCUGGGCGGGGUACUGGGUGCCUGCUUUGCCCUCUGCGCACAGUCGCCCAAAGGAGCAGAAGAUUCAACUGCCUGGAUCCUACCAUUCUCAUCAGGUGGCUUUCUCUAUAUUGCUCUGGUCAGUGUUGUUCCAGAUCUUUUGGAGGAAACCAACCCCAGACACUCCCUCUUGCAGAUCCUGCUGCUAUGUUCUGGAAUUGCAGUCAUGGCCCUCAUGUCGGCAAUUGUGGAUUAACUUCAAAAAGGGUCAAAGGGACGACCUCUUCCCAUUUGAGGGUCAUCCACUGUGGACAAAAUGGAUCCUUGGCUUUAAUAACUUCAACAGGACAGUGGUUUCUGGAAACUGUUAUUCCACUACAGGGUGGAUCUUUCAGGCUCAGGAACAGUUGAAGCCGCAACAUCGAAAUUGAAAUGAACUGACAGUCGGAGGCUGAAAGAGGACCUGAGCCUGGCUUGUUGGUUCAUUCCACAGAUCUAAUCUGCAGUAUUUCAGGCCCCAUCUCCUUCAAGUUGUACAAAAUGGCUGGGGGGCACCAGAUGGAGGAAGUAGCAUGUGGUAAAUGCAAAAAGCCAUUGUAUUUCCUCUCACUAAUUUGAAAUAAUGAAACGUGGCAUAUAGCCCCACAGGGCAGCUUCUGAAUGCGCAAACAAAAAGGAAAAAAGGAUCCACCACUCUACUAAUCUAUGUCUCCAUAUAGUACUUUCACUCAUACACGUACACAAAGGUUCUAUAUGAAAUUUCUAUCUUCCUGUCUCUAUCACCCUGUUUCCCUCUCUUCUGCCACUGUCGCUCCUGUUUUCUUUUUUUGCCUCUCUUACUCUUCCUUUUUCAGUCUGACUCUCCCUUGACCUACCUUCCAUCUUUCUUUGGCUUGCUCACUCGCUCUCUUACUCUCACGCACAUACAUGCACACACAUAUGCACAAAACAAACACAUUUGUACAAGUUUUGCCAUCGCAUUCAGUCAUAUAGUUGCAAAUAUUAACAGCAGCUUAUGCUGUUUUGCAAUCUUUUUGUUUUGUCAGUUAUGGGCAUAUUGUCCUUACCUGGGUUUAACACAUGUAUCCUCAAAGGAAUAGCACAAGGAACUAUCAUAGCAUACAGUCCAAUCUAUUAAAAUGUUUGACAACCAAGAUCGGAAAUCAUGUGCCUUUAGCAUACGGUCAAUACGCAAGAAAAUGUUAUCUCUUGUAAUGAUGUGUAUACACCAAAUUAAAUGUGUAUCUUGUGAAGUAAACUAGUCUUAUUGGCUUGUCCUAUUUGUAAUGACAUAUUCCUGUUACAGUUUAUUUUUUUGAAUGUGUUUGACAUUUCCAAAAUUGCAUACCUUGCACACAUUUCCUUUCAUUUGAUUUAAAACUCAGCAAGUAUGAUUGACAUGCCCAGUUACACCCUUCUUGUGUUAUUGAUUUUGUAUCAUCCUAGUAACGCUCGCUACAGUAUAUGAAAAGCACUGGUUUCAAUAAAUGAUUUUCAUGUAGGUGAAAGUUCUUGGUACUUGGUUCAUUUUUCUGUUGAUAAGCAAUUCAUGGAGCAAUAUUUAUGGUUUAUUUAAUGGAUAUUAAUGGCUGCUCCUGGCCCUUACUCUCUUCUGAGUGGGCAUUUAAACAUUUCACCUAAGGAAGUUUGCACCUUAAUUGUAUUUCCUUUUCUUUAUUUCUCAACAAAUGCUUAAAAUUAUGAAAAAUGUAUUUGUUUCACAUCUUUAUCCUGUUUGGUUAAUAAAGAUGUAUAUUUAAAUACAGUUUAUCUUUGACAUAUUUUUAUAUGAGCAUGAGUAGAAAUAAAUGUCAAAGAUUUGAACAGGUACAUUUUAAUAAAUUAUGUUUCCAUGAUCUUA